Messenger RNA from Hevea brasiliensis (rubber tree), 1097 nucleotides. Its product is annotated as cysteine-rich receptor-like protein kinase 25. Lineage: Eukaryota; Viridiplantae; Streptophyta; Magnoliopsida; Malpighiales; Euphorbiaceae. The coding region runs from base 447 to 869 and encodes 140 amino acids. The record is from RefSeq and is a predicted model, not a curated record. The transcript has a single exon.
AACAAAAAUAUUAACGAUUCCCUGAAUUGCAGGGCUACAUGUCAGAUAUGGCAAUAGAUUCUUUAAGAUUGCCUUUCUUAUUUUCUUGCUUCUUCUCACUCUUCAUUGUCAUCUCCAGCGCCCGGCCAGGAGACGAACCUUUUUAUGACUGCCCAGAUAUUGGUAAAUAAACCACCAACAGUACCUUCCAAACAAACCUCAGAACCUCUUAUCCAUCCUCCCUUCUCAGCCCAACGGAAAUAAUUUCAGGUUUUACAAUCUCUCUUUCGGCCAAGUCCCGAUUGCGUUUUGUAGAGGAGAUAUUUCUGCAGAUAUCUGUUGAAGCUGUGUCCGUGCCUCUACACACAAUUUUUCAGAGAUCUGUCCAAAGAAAAAGAAGGCAUUUGCAUAUGCGGAUGAUUGCCAGCUACGAUAUUCUAACAAAACUAUAUUCGGUGUAGUUGAAAAUGAACCUAGUGUAUCUUAUACCAGCCUAUAAUUUGUUUCGUCAUCAGAAGGAAUUCAGUUCCAUUCGGAAGUCGAAAGAUUACUCAAAAGACUUGAGGAUAAGAGCUGCCUCUGCGGACAGUAAGUUUGCAACAGGAAAAGCAACCGUGAACUCUCAAACAAUAUAUGCGCUUGCCCAGUGCUCUCCUGGCUUGUCCAAGCAGCAAUGUGAUAACUGCCUAGUUGCGGCCAUUGGAGAGAUUCAAAAUUGUUGCUUUGGGAAUGUAGGAGGAAGUCUGAUUAGACCCAGCUGCAAUUUCAGGUUUGAACCAUAUAUGUUCUAUACACCUACUGCUGACCCACUACCACCGGAAUCAUACCCACCGCCAGUAUCUCCUCCGUCAAGAGAAGGUAAGGUGCCCAUGAGUGAGAUGCCGCAUUAAUUAGCCCAAGAAAAUUUAACUUGCAAGCACCAUAUUUUACAUUUAUUCACAAAUAUCUCAUUAUUAGGCAAGGAUCAGAGUCUUAAAACAUGAGCACAGUGUUUGGCUAGAGAAUAUCUGCACCAGAUGAUACCAAUUAAUUUAAAAUAAUCAGUCUAUAUAUAGCCCUGUUUGACAUUGAGUUUCAGGGCCUGAAAUUGCUUUUCUGAAUAAAAGUAUCAGUUUAUA